AGAAUAUCAAGAAUAUAGGGCGUGGAGAGUGAGGAAGCAAAAUGUAUAAAAAGGUGCUUUCUGAGACGUGCAGUAGGCAGAGACUGAAUGCUACAGAGAACCGUGCUCUUUGAAUUGCAGGAUUUUGACAGGUGCAAGUGUCAGUAUGGGGAAGCUACUACUGUGUGCAGGUUUCAUCCUUCUGCUGAAUCUGCAGCUUGGUUCUGCCUACAAGCUUGUGUGUUAUGUCACUAACUGGGAACAGUACAGGGACCCGCCAGCCAAGUUCACACCAGAUAAUAUAGACCCACAUCUGUGUACUCAUGUGAUCUAUGCUUUUGCUGGCAUGGACAACAACCGACUUACCACUAUAGAAUGGAAUGACGUGGAACUCUACAAGAAACUUAAUGCCUUAAAGCAAAGGAAUAAUAAGCUGCUCACAUUGCUGGCGGUUGGAGGGGGAAGCUUUGACAACCAGAAGUUCACUUCCAUGAUAUCCUCUCCAGCAAAUCGGCAGACAUUUGCCACCACAUCAAUCGAUUUUCUCCGCAAACAUGGGUUUGAUGGUAUGGACCUUGAUUGGGAAUAUCCAGGUUCCAAAGGCAGCCCUGCAGAGGAUAAGCAUCGCUUCACCAUCUUGACUCAGGAACUAAUAGCUGCUUUUGAGGAAGAGGGCAAAAGAACAGGACGCCCACGGCUGUUGCUUUCUGCUGCGGUAUCUGCUAGCAAAAACACCAUGGAUGCUGGAUAUGAAGUUGCUGCCCUGGGGAAGAGUCUUGAUUUAAUCAACGUGAUGACCUAUGAUUUCCAUGGAAGUUGGGCACCUCAAACAGGACACAACAGCCCCCUGCACAGAGGUCCACCUUCCUAUGACUCAACGCCCUUCUUCAACAGUGAAUAUGCCAUGAAAUACUGGAAGGACAAUGGAGCGCCAGCUGAGAAACUCAUGAUGGGCUUUCCAACAUAUGGACAGUCUUUCAAACUUGCUAGUUCACGAACCGACGUUGGUGCUCCAGCCAGUGGUGGAGGUUCUCCUGGACAGUACACCAAAACUUCUGGGAUCUUGGCAUAUUACGAGGUGUGCCCAUUUUUAAAGGGAGCUACCAAGGGCUGGAUCGAAGAACAGAAGGUUCCUUAUGCUUUCAAAGCUGGAGACUGGGUUGGAUAUGACGACGAGAAGAGUUUUCAGUUUAAAGCUGAGUUUCUGAAGAGGGAGAAUUAUGGAGGAGCCAUGGUUUGGACUCUGGGGAUGGAUGACUUCUCUGGCAAAUUCUGUGGCCAAGGAGCCAAUGUCCUUGUGAAUAAACUUAAGGGUCUCCUAGGAAACUGAGAACAUGAAGUAUCACACCAAGCAAAUAGAGGAAUGCAACGUGUUGUGGAACAAAGAUGGAUCCAUGUUAUAUCUCUCACCUCCUUGAACCUUUGCAAGCGAAAAGAUACUUCAAGAUAUUCGCUGCCUAUCAGCAUGUGAUCAUCCAGACUUGAGCAACCUGUUGUGGAAUCUUCCAUUACAAACUUUUGUUUGAGUCUGCUGCGUGUCUCAUUUUUCUUCCUUUACUGUUAAUCAGAUUUUGAAUAUCGUGAGAUUUAUGCAGAAUUGGAAUGCACAUGCUCUUUUUAGGCAACCUUGAUUUUCUAUUUCACUAUGCAAUCUAAUAA
Podarcis raffonei (Aeolian wall lizard) is the source of this 1638-nucleotide messenger RNA. Its product is annotated as acidic mammalian chitinase-like. NCBI's taxonomy places the organism in Eukaryota, Metazoa, Chordata, Lepidosauria, Squamata, Lacertidae. The transcript is spliced from 12 exons. Bases 146 to 1309 code for a protein of 387 amino acids. Gene Ontology annotation, cellular component: extracellular region. Gene Ontology annotation, molecular function: chitinase activity; chitin binding. Gene Ontology annotation, biological process: carbohydrate metabolic process; chitin catabolic process. The record is from RefSeq and is a predicted model, not a curated record.